AGAGGAGUGAUGUCUUUCAAUUAUCAUGGCAAAAACGCGAGCAACCUUUGAAGAAUCAUUGGACAUUUUCCCACCCAAAAUGCUGGCAUAAAUAAAAUAAUAAAAAUUGACGGACUUUUGAUUCUCAUCAAUUGAUCAAAAAGCGUCAAUAAUUUGAAUGCCAAUGAAACAGACAAAUGAUGAAGCAUUCUCAUUUUCUGUUAAAAAAAUAUCAAUCAUUACUUCUAUAUAAUUAUGAAUACGGAGGGAUCUAAAUUCUAAUUACUAAAUUUCUGUUUGAUUCUUUAGAAAAUCUUGCUUGAAAGAUUCCUAUCUUUCUAUUGCGUAUAAAAUUUUUUUUAUAUGAAUGUCUUGAUCAUCAUCACCCACCUUUUUUAGUUUGAUUUGUUCCAUUGGAUAUUUGAUAAACGAUAUCUAGCUUUGGUCUAUUAACGGACUUCUUAUAUUUGUAAAAUAAUUUAUUUAUUUUUCUUUUUACCAAAAAAAUAAAUAUAUAUUAUUUGCCAUGGUUAGAUAAAUGGGUUAGGUUCCGAAGAAGGCUCGUUGGCGGCCUAGACUUCAGGGUCCAAUGGCUAAUCUAUUCCGUUGUUAUUUUGGAUUCUCGGCCCAGAAUUUGCUCUUUGGCUAUUGUCAGUUCACCAUCUUCUUCUCUUUGCUCACUCUUCCUAGAGGCACAAAAUAUCAGCUAUCAAGCGCUCUCUUUUUGUUUAAGCUUUCUUCCAAAAUGAAGAAAGGAAUUCACCCUCAGAUGCAGUGGAUAUCCUAUGUGAUCCAGAGUGGUAGAUUGAUGCACAUUAUGAUGACAAAAAUUCACCAUGUUGGUAAAGUCUACCACUUCAGGACAAGACGACAAAUGGCUGAAAGUUUAGGACAGAUUGCCAAGUUUAGGCGUCGUUAUGGGCAGGAAGAUGCUGAAGACACUGCAAAAUGACUUAUUGUAAGAGCAAAAGUGGAGCUUGGCAUUGGUGAGUUUUCUCAUGUAUUUUAGUUUAAAAGGUCACCCCAAACUAAGCGAGUUCUCUGAAUUGCAAUAAAGUUUAUUGUUUAUGGGUGCUUGAAGUUAUAGAACAAUUUGAUUUUGAUCAGUUUAGUUAAUGGUGAUUUCACUGCCGAAUUAAGAUUAUUACAA
Messenger RNA from Hevea brasiliensis (rubber tree), 1129 nucleotides. RefSeq lists its product as uncharacterized. The coding region runs from base 569 to 931 and encodes 120 amino acids. The record is from RefSeq and is a predicted model, not a curated record. Lineage: Eukaryota; Viridiplantae; Streptophyta; Magnoliopsida; Malpighiales; Euphorbiaceae. The transcript is spliced from 2 exons.